Messenger RNA from Fusarium verticillioides 7600, 531 nucleotides. RefSeq lists its product as hypothetical. NCBI's taxonomy places the organism in Eukaryota, Fungi, Ascomycota, Sordariomycetes, Hypocreales, Nectriaceae. The transcript has a single exon. The record is from RefSeq and is a predicted model, not a curated record. The coding region runs from base 1 to 531 and encodes 176 amino acids.
AUGACACAAUCGGCCACGCCACUUUUUGAGGACGAUAGCCUUCCCAGCUGCAAUGUCAUCCGCACCAAGUUCAACAAGCUCUUUGACUCGGGCGUCAUGAACAAGGCUGAGUUCUGCAGAGCCACCGAUACAAACUCAAGCUCCCUUGACAAAUUCCUCAAGCAGAAAGGUCCCUUUGGCGGAUGUAACAGUUCCGUCUGGCGUAACGCAUAUGUAUGGUUUCAACAGCGUGAAGUCAUGGGUCUCAAAAUGCCAGACGCCAAGAAACGCCAGCUCCAUGAGAGCAAGAAGGAUGCUGCCGAAGGAACUCCCUCUAAGGCUAUACCUUCAAAAGCUCUUCCCGAUAUCAGUGACAUUCACCUAGAAGGCGAAGAAACAGACGAUGUCCCCAUCUAUGAUGACUGCGAUGAGAUCCGGCGCAAGAUAAACGCGCACAUGACAAUCCCUAGCGUGACGCAAGCGCAGUAUCUACGCGCAGUUCAAGGCGCCGACGUGCAAGGGGAUCCAGUCAAAGCAGCUUUCGGACUUUAG